CCGAGCUGACGAGGCCGUAAGCCGGCCGGUCGCCGCCCCCCGCGAGGCCUCGCUUCAUUCGCAGCUUUUUAGUCCCUCCGGGGCCGAGCCGCUUGGUGGCCUUUUCUGGUUCUGAGGAGGAUCCCCUAGGCCCACGGCCCCUCCGCGAGCGCCGUCCCGAACACUCGGGAUCUCACUGGACACCUGUCGCGGCCUGGUGACCCGGGCUCGGAACCCUGGGCCGGCCGGGCCUGCGAGUGGGCUGGAACGGCUUUUGGGGCCUUGCGGUCCUGGGGCUGGCUGACACACCCCCUCCAGGAGCCUGGUACAGGUUUCACUCAUCAGCCUGGACUCCCUUGUUCCAGCUGACGUGUUUGACUUGUCAUACUCCUAAGGACGUUAAGUAAGGGGCUUCUGGACGCUUCUCUGAGCCCCGACCUAGAGCUAGACGUCCUGACCCCGGGUUGGAUCAUGGCUACAGCUCUGGACCCUCAGAUCGACGUGGAAGUUGAGGAGUGCCUCAUAAUGAAAGUGGAGAAGGACUCCGAGUGGACGUCGGAGCCCGUUUUGAAAGGAUUGGGCAGCACUGAAUGUGAGUCGUUUCGUAAAUGCUUCCGGCAGUUCUGCUAUGAGGAUGUGGCGGGACCCCAUGAGGCUUUCAGUAAACUCUGGGAACUUUGCUGCCGGUGGUUGAAGCCAGAAAUGCGUUCCAAGGAACAGAUCCUGGAGCAGCUGGUGAUUGAACAGUUUCUCACCAUUUUGCCUGAGAAGAUUCAGGCUUGGGCACAGAAGCAGUGUCCGGAAAGUGGAGAGGAGGCUGUGGCCCUGGUGGCUCAUUUGGAGAAAGAGACCAGACGACUGAGACAGCAGGUCAAUAGUCCCAUACACUCAGAGAAGCAAGCCCCUCUUGGAACUGCAUGGGAAGUAGCUAACUUUGAGCCAGAGCAAGUGGAGAUGCCACACAGGGUUGUUUCUCGGGAGGAAGCCAGAAGUCUCCACUCAGGACACCAAGAACAACUGAACCGAAAAAGAGAGCAUAGGCCCUUACCCAAGAAUGCUCACUCUUCUAUCUGGGUUCCUGUCCCUACUGAUGAGUGGAACACUGUAGAUCAGGAGGUGUCAAUUCAGGAACCAGUAAAAGAUGGCCACACAAUGAGAAGUUUUUCCCAUAAAAACAGUAUGCAUCAGAUUCCUACUCACAGAGACCUCUACCAAGAAAUCAGAAAGGAAAGUUCUGGGAGCGUGGUCUCCCUACGAGGCACAGUAUCUACAUCUAACAAGAAAUCCCAGUUGGAACAAAGAAAGGAGCCGUGGACUGUAGGUCUACAUUCUUCAAGUAAGAGGAACAGUAUCUUGCGAAGCAACUACUUCAAGGAGAAGUCGGUGCAUGCUGUUCAGAUCCCUGCAAGGAAUGCAGGGAAAGCAUGGCGAGAGCAGCAGCAGUGGGGUUUAGAAGAUGAAAAAAUCGCAGGUGUGCACUGGAGCUAUGAGGAAACCAAGACUUUUCUUGCAAUUCUCAAGGAAUCUCGCUUUUAUGAAACACUUCAGGCUUGUCCCCGAAACAGCCAGGUAUAUGGUGCUGUAGCUGAAUGGUUGCGAGAAUGUGGCUUCCUCCGAACACCAGAACAGUGCCGGACCAAGUUCAAAAGUCUUCAGAAAAGUUAUCGAAAAGUGAGAAAUGGCCACAUGCUAGAACCCUGUGCCUUCUUUGAGGACAUGGAUGCCUUGUUAAACCCUACAGCCCAUGCUUCAUCUGAUAACCCAAAGGCCAUGAUCUCUCUCCCCGGGCUAAAGAGAAUUGGUAUCAGUGCCAAAGAACAGGUCAGUUUGUUGGAGGAGGAAGAAGGAGCUGAUGAGUCUGAUGGUGAUGAAGUGAGCGUUGAGUUUAUUCGCAAGUCUGAAAUUCGUGCUGCCCCUGUCUUGUUUCAAAACCUGAGUGGUGUACAUUGGGGCUAUGAAGAAACCAAAACUUUUCUUGAUAUCCUUCGCGAGACUCAAUUUUAUGAAGCACUUCAAGCCUGUCAUCGGAAGAGCAAGUUGUAUGGGGCUGUAGCUGAACAACUUCGAGAGUGUGGUUUUCUCAGAACACCGGAACAGUGCCGAACCAAGUUCAAAAGCCUUCAGAAGAGUUACCGCAAAGUGAAGAAUGGCCAUGUGCUGGAAUCCUGUGCAUUUUACAAGGAGAUGGAUGCCUUAGUUAACUCUCGGGCAUCUGCCCUUUCCACCAACACUCGAGAAGAAAUCUCAUCACCUUCAAGACAAGAAAGAGAACAUAUUGAGGUUGAACCCCAAGAACCUACAAUCUGGGAACCCGAGGAGACAUCACAGGAUUCUGGCACUGAGAAAAUGAGUGAGGAGGAAAUUAUAGAAGAGCCAGAAUUUCAGGGCCCUACAGGUCGACUGCAAAGCCCAGCUGAUUUUGAAACUGGAAGUAGUAUUAAGGAAGACCCAUCACAGGUAAUGUAUAAGGACACAGAGCCCCAUAGGGCAUUAAUAGAAAAGUCUAAACGGUCUAUUUCCCAGAAUACUGAUCCUAGCAAAUACUGUAAGAGGGAAUGCAUCUCAGGAAGACAAUGGGAAAAUUUUCAAGGAAUUAGACAGGGAAAGCUGAUGUCACAGCCUAGAGAUACAGGCAAAGGUGUGGUACAUCAGAGGCCUUUUAUGGGUAAGAGGCCAUACAGACUUCUAAAGUAUGGAGAAAGCUAUGGAAGGAGUGCCCGUCUUAUGUGCCGGAUGACCCACCAGAAGGAGAAUCCUUACAAGUGUAGUGUCUGUGGGAAGUGCUUUGGUAGAAGCAGGAGCCUGAUCAGACACCAAAGAAUCCAUACUGGAGAAAAGCCUUUCAAAUGUCUUGACUGUGGGAAAAGCUUUAAUGACUCCUCAAAUUUUGGAGCCCACCAGAGAAUCCACACUGGAGAGAAGCCGUACAGAUGUGGGGAAUGUGGGAAAUGCUUCAGUCAGAGCUCAAGUCUUAUCAUCCAUCAGAGAACCCACACAGGUGAGAAGCCUUACCAAUGUGGAGAGUGUGGGAAAAGCUUCACAAACAGUUCUCAUUUCAGCGCCCAUCGUAGAGUUCAUACAGGAGAGAAUCCCUACAAAUGUGGGGAUUGUGAGAAGAGCUUCAAUAACUGCACAAGAUUUCGAGAACACCGGCGAAUCCACACAGGAGAGAAGCCCUACACAUGUGCUCAAUGUGGCAAACGUUUCAGUAAGAGCUCUGUCCUCACCAAACAUCGGGAAGUUCAUGUGAGAGACAAGCUACUGCCGUACUCUCCCUCUGUGUACUCCCCAGAGAACCUGCUGAAGGGGAAGAGUAAUGAGUUCAGGAAAGCUUUUUGACAGUGAGCUUGUCUCUCUCCACUUGUCCCUUUAGUCAUCUUAUCCUAGUCUCACUCUUGGAAGCAAUCUUCUCUUAGCUAUAAAAGUGCAGUUCCCAUGGCAAGCUCGAAAACAACAAAUAAGCUAGACUUCCAUCCUGUUCUCAGCUCUGCCUGUCUCCUAUAUGUAUUGAUUUCUUUAGUAAUGUGAAAAUGAUAGGGUUUUUUUUAAGUUAGAAUAAAAUUCUCUCCAGAAUGUUGAGGCCAAUGCUAUCAAAUUGCUGAGUUCAGCAACUUUCAAAAUCCUUCCAUGUGGGUAAGAACUCUUUUCAGAAGUGUGGAUGCUGAAAAUUUUUUAAUGGUGUUAUCGCCUACAUGAGAUCCUGAAAACAACUUGAUGGUGGAUUUUCAUAUCCAAGUAGAACUUUCUGGAGUGUGAUCAGAACUAUAUCGGAUCUCCAUCUUGGUUUUGAUGAUAGAAAAAGAGAUUGAAGAUUUUUAUCUUCCUUCAGAAGGCUCUGUGUCAAGACAUUGAUCCAAAUAGCUAGGAUAGAAUUCCCUGUGUUGUCACUGGUCACAUUGCUAAUGCCUAGUCCUCCACUGAGAGAAGCACUUGCUUGCCCAUCUUUUCCUGUUCCUAAAGACUUAACUCCAAGUGGCUGCUGCUUCUCCAGCUACAAACAAUCCCAGCUUCUUUUACUGUUCUCACAAAUCUUCUAUUUACCUCUUAAUUGUUCUGGGUGCUCUUGUCUGACUCUUCUGAACUACCUUGCCCUACUCAGCUGGGAUAGGAUGCAUGCUCUUGCUCUCAUUAAAAUAAAGUAAGAUUUCAAAGUCUAGUUCUACCCCACCUCUUCUCUGACUCUUAUCUAGAACAAGACUGAUAUGUUGACAUAUUUCAUACUUUCCAGCUCCACUUUUCAAUAUGAUAGUGUUUCUAAGAAUUUAAGACCAUAAGGAAUAAUGAGAUAGAGACCUGAAAUAUUUAAUGGACUCCUUGGGUCUGCUUUAGAUCAAAGAGCUACCUCAGUCCACGGUUGGCUGUUAGAUAUAUCAGUCCCUGCUUUGAAGCAUCUAGUUCUUUUCAGAGGAUCAUAAACCUAACUAUAGAGCCCCAAGUAAUUACACAGCUCUAUAGCUCACUCAGUGAAAGUAGAAAUAUUUAUGUAAACUUCUAACUGCAUUUUUCCCCAUUUUCCUAUUCAUCUGAAAAAGUUUCUUGGAUAAUCCUCUGGUAGUAACCAGGUAAAUACUGGCAGAAAAUUUCAGAUAUGGGGAUGGUUAACUCAUGUAAAUACAGAUGAAACCCAGGAAUUCGAUCUUCAAAAAUCAGUAAUUUGAGGAUGAGGCCAGUGGCAUUAACACCUUUAAUACAUAAGUAACCCAGUGUAGAUUUUCUUUAGGAAGGAAGAAGUCCCAAGUUUAGUGGAACAAGAACCAGAAUCACGAUUGUGUUGUCUAAGUUAUUUUUUCUCCUUUUGUCAAAUGCUCUCUCAUUUAAAGACAUCUAGAGAUAUUUUUUAUUUGAAUAUAUUCCAAUCAUUUGAAACCUGUUCAACAAAGUAUCAAGGAGGAUAGGCACUGUAGAAAGAAACCCAGUUUAUGGUGCCAGCAUAGUAUAUAGCCUGUUAGAAGGCAAGUGACUCAGGUAAACACUAAUAAAUGUUUGUGAUGUGUAUUUGUUGGAAAUAUUAUGAUUGUUCACAUCUCAGUAAUUUAUUUCCUGUUAUCUGAAUUACAGACUUCUAAAGAUAUGUGCAGCUACAUGUUGGUACUGUGCCUAGACCAGUAAAAUUGUGUGUGGUGCCAGUGGCCUUGUGCUUAUAAUUGUGUAGAUGUUCUGAAAUUUCAGCUCUAGAGAAGAUGCACAUUAAUAUAAAUUAUUAUUUAGUAAUAUGUACACCAAAUUGGUAAUUAUAUGGAAGCAUGAUUCAGGAAAGUAGAUGACUUACUCCUAAAUACUUAAAUAACUUAUGUAUAAGACCAUGUUUGUAGCCACAAUGAGCGAUUUAAAAAUGAUAAGGGGUAGGCACUGUGACUAUACUCCAGUAACUUACAAUACAGAGGAGGUAUUAUAGCAAAAGAUAAAGCAAGUUAAACCUAAAACCAUCUUUGGUACCAUUCUUUAUACACUUCCCCAGUGGUAGGUAAGUGUUCUGUCUCCAGCAGACAAUGAUUCUCUCCUGUGUCUAAAAUAAAAGGGGUUUGAGUUCCCCUACCUAUAAUCCUAGUUAUAAAUGAGCUGUUUGAAUUCAUGUACUGGACCUUAUCUCAGUUAUUAAAAAAUAGAUUUACCCACCAUUUUAGACAGCAUGCUUGUUUACAUGUGUUUCUUUUUUCAGCUGAUAUAUGAAAGUUCAAAUGGAUAAUUAUGUCUGAGUAAUGCAUCUUUUUAUCAUGUAGCAUUGUCUUUAUGGUGAUCCAUAAGAGAAUUUUUUUCCAGAUCUCAGAACCAGGGUUAUCUGCUCCUGAGGAUGAAAAAAAAACAUGUUUUUAUCUUACACUGUGAUUUUGUAACUUAAUGCUUUUCCCUCAUUGUUCUGACUGCUAGAAAGCUCAACAAAACAGUCCACCUCAACCAACUACCUAAGCCUGUAUUUAUUUUACUUUGUCAUAUUUCUUUGGAGAGUAUCUCAAAUCCUUUUUGAACAAUAGUUCAAAAAGACACUUAUUAGCAUCCCACCCAAGACAUUUUAGAAGUGGGGCUCAUAUUUCCUGCUUAGCCUUUCAUUGACUCCCAUGAAUACCUCGCUAAUUCUUACUGGUGAUUUUAUUAUAUGUUCAACCUAAUUUACUCAUUUGGAAAGAAAUGUAAAUUUCUGUAAAGAAGUCUCAUACAUAUAUACAGCUCAGGGCAGCCUGUCAUUGAGGAAUGAGUAUUAGACCAGAAGCCAAGAAAUAUGUUUUAGUAUUGUCGUUACCAGUUGCUGAGAAUUAUUUGACAAAUCAUAGCUUCCCUCUUUCUGAGUAGUUAACUUACGUGCCAGGAUUGCUCUUGAAGCCAUGGAGCAUGGUUCAUGGAGAAAUGAAGAAGAACUUAUAAGACCAUACUACCUCUGGGCGAUAAUCCACCUCACGCUUAGAGAAGGUGACGACAAAUCCAGCCCAACUUGCUCAGUAGGGAGGAAGAACAAGCCACUUGUGUUGAGCAGCAGGAAGGCCUUCCCCCCCUUCCUGUCACCCUGAUAGCCAAAGGCAGGUACCUGAAGUGAGGAAAGUAUUUGUGAGCUCCAAUGCCCAGUGACAGACAAGACUCGCGGAUUGUGAAGCUGGGGAAACCCCAAUGGAAGGAGCAAGAGGAGUGAUGUGUAUGGUCAGAAGUCUCUGCCUCUGCCUGAAUCCAUUCCAAGACCAAGUAUAAAUGGAUGUCUGUCCAUCGUUUUGUACUAAUAUUCACUUAGCUGUCUUCUUGAAAACUUGUAUGUGAAAUAAUGUCCACA
This is a messenger RNA of Nannospalax galili (Upper Galilee mountains blind mole rat), 6736 nucleotides long. RefSeq names its product zinc finger with KRAB and SCAN domains 2 (gene Zkscan2). NCBI's taxonomy places the organism in Eukaryota, Metazoa, Chordata, Mammalia, Rodentia, Spalacidae. Gene Ontology annotation, molecular function: DNA-binding transcription factor activity; RNA polymerase II cis-regulatory region sequence-specific DNA binding. Gene Ontology annotation, biological process: regulation of transcription by RNA polymerase II. The record is from RefSeq and is a predicted model, not a curated record. The coding region runs from base 451 to 3318 and encodes 955 amino acids. The transcript is spliced from 8 exons.